GUGACCCGGAAGUUUAAGCCAGACGCGGCCUCGCUCCAAAUCUCGGUGCUUUUAAAGUAGGCAACACCGCACUUCACUCAUCACCUCGCCGGGCCUGUAUAUCUGCAAUUUAGUUGAGUACCGAGUGCUGGUCCUGUUCCUUAAGACAUAAUCCGGAAACGAAACCCUGAGUAACCGGAAGUGCUUGUGAGCAAGCAGCUAGGUGUGCGGAAGGAAAGCCGUGCUGGCGGCUUCGGAGGGGAAGUUCUGAGCCGGUGCUGCGGGGCUGGAGCACCCGGGGAGCGGGGAGAGAAGCCGCCCGAAAUCCCGUGAGCCCUAGAGGCUACUUCAGUGGAAGUAUUUUCAUUAGUUACGAGAAAAAUGACUACUCUUAAAAGUUUAGAAACCAAAGUGGUCACAGGUGGAAGUCAGUUUGACUAGUGUAAGGAUUGCUGCUUCGCCUCCAAGAGUGAAGAAUCAGGAGAAUUGGAGUUUUGCAUUCCUCAGCAUCACUCAGCAAUAUGGAGCUGGUACCUCCCUCUUGAAAGGAGUUAAUCAUUCAUGAAUGUGCCCUGGAUUGCCCAGCACAGAUGUAAUAAAGGUUUCUACACUGUGUCACAGGGAAAAAUGGAAUUAUGAAAGUCACCCUGACUCCAACCCCAAUCCGAGGAGCAGGAGAUGGAAUGGAAACUGAGGAGCCCCCUAAGUCUGUUGAAGUCACCUCUGGAGUCCCGCCCAUAAAGCAACGUGUUCUUCAGAGUCCACGGAAGAAAGUUCCCUCAGACAGCCCAGGAGUUCUUCAGCUAGGGAAGAUUCUUACUGAAAAAGCAGUGGAAGUUGAAGCUGUGAGAAUAUUUGUUCCCAAAGCUGCUAUCACUCAUGAUAUCCCCAGCAAAAAUGUAAAGGUUAAGUCUCUGGGCUGUCAUAAAGGCGAGCUCAGUCAGUCAGAGGGAGUUCCAGAACCUAGGAAGGAACUCUCAGAAGUAAAGAAUGUUUUGGAAAAGCUUAGGAAUUCUGAAAGAAGGUUACUUCAGGACAAAGAAGGCCUUUCAAACCAGCUCAGAGUACAGACAGAGGUAAAUCGUGAGUUAAAAAAGUUGCUGGUCGCUUCAGUUGGAGAUGAUCUUCAGUAUCACUUUGAACGUCUAGCCCGGGAAAAGAAUCAGCUUAUUUUAGAAAAUGAAGCCCUGGCUCGAAACACCGCUCAGCUUUCUGAACAGCUAGAACGUAUGUCAAUACAGUGUGAUGUGUGGAGAAGUAAAUUCCUUGCAAGCAGGGUAAUGGCAGAUGAAUUAACUAACUCCAGAGCAGUUUUACAGCGUCAGAACCGAAAUGCCCAAAGUGCUAUACAAGAUCUCCUGAGCGAACGCGAGCAGUUUCGUCAGGAAAUGAUGGCCACCCAGAAGUUUUUGGAGGAGCUCUUAGUCUCCUUACAGUGGGGAAGAGAGCAGACGUACUCACCCAGCACACAGCCCCACAGCACGGCGGAGCUAGCACUGACAAAUCACAAGUUGGCAAAAGCAGUAAGUGCUCAUCUUCUGGGAAAUGUUGACAUUAGCAGUCAAAAGAAGAUUCCAGCAGCAGUUGAAUUCUGCAGCACUCCGGCCGAGAAAAUGGCUGAAAAGGUUCUACAUAUUUUGGAUCCAGUUACCUGUACAGAAAGUUCGCCUGAUAACCCAUUUUCUGAAUCUUCACCAACCACUUUACUUGCUGCAAAGAAAAAUAUUGGACGUUUCCAUCCCUAUACAAGAUAUGAAAAUAUAACUUUUAAUUGCUGCAAUCAUUGCCAGGGAGAACUUAUUGCUCUUUAAUAUUCACUGUGUUGGAGGCAUGCUUAUUACCCAAGUCAUUAUUAUUUGGGAGCCAGGGUUCUUAUAAUUCUAGAAAUAAAAUCAGUUCAUCUUUAUAUGUUAUAUAUCCACAAAAAUAUUUCAUGUGCUGGAUUCUAGAUUAUUUUUUCUUAAUAAAUAUCUCAGGGUUAAAAAAAAUGAGUAGAUAUAUUAAAGUAGAAAAUAUUUCCUUGGCAAUACACAAUGUUUAUGCUGAAAGACUAAGAUUUUAUAACUACUUUUGGUCUUAAAUUAUUUCUCUUUUAUAUAGAGAUUUCAUUUU
This is a messenger RNA of Nannospalax galili (Upper Galilee mountains blind mole rat), 2091 nucleotides long. RefSeq names its product basic leucine zipper nuclear factor 1 (gene Blzf1). The coding region runs from base 615 to 1790 and encodes 391 amino acids. Gene Ontology annotation, cellular component: Golgi membrane. The record is from RefSeq and is a predicted model, not a curated record. The transcript is spliced from 8 exons. NCBI's taxonomy places the organism in Eukaryota, Metazoa, Chordata, Mammalia, Rodentia, Spalacidae. Gene Ontology annotation, biological process: Golgi organization; Golgi to plasma membrane protein transport.